AUGGUCGCUGAUAGCCAGGCGCUGUCCAUCCCCGACGUGUUGGAGUCGUACCCCUUUCCCGCCUUUGUGCUGCUCUGUCCGCACUCGCAGGUCAGCUCGCCGGCACUGUCGCAAGCAGGCACUCUGCCAUCCCCACCUCAGACUCCAUCCACGAGCUCAUUUCCAACGUCACUGUACGCCAACCAACGAUGGCGCCGCGUGACCAACGGCGCUCUCCUGCACGAGUGCCUUUCGCCAGACUCUCAAAACGAGCUGUUAAGAUGGCUCCGAGAUCGCAUCUCUGCGCCUGUCGCCAGCCCCGAGCUUGAUACGCUGAGCGACGACGAUUCAGAGGACGAAGAUGUCGACGAGCGGCACGACGGAUCGGCCCGGAAAGCGAUGUCGCUCGAGUUCCACUUUCCCCGCCGAACGCGGGCCCGGCGGCUCGAGCUCGUCGCCUCUGUGCUUCCGAGCGCGUCCAGCAGCAGCACCGGUACCACCGUGAUGAUCACGACGCGGCCGCGGUCGUGGCGCCGAUCACGCCCGUCACACCGGACCGACGCAUCUCGCCCGGGAACACGAAGGAGUUCACCAGUCUCCGGAAUGCGUAACAUGUCCCAUCAGUCACUUCCUGUCUUCAAGGACAGCUUCAGCAAGAACGUUUCUCCCCUGCUCCCCAGUGAGGUCGACGGCGCCAGUGUCACAGCCUCUGGCAGGCGCCGCUUGCCCUCAAAGAACUUGGAGAGUAUCAACUACGGCGGAGGGCGGUACGACGUCAGCAUCAACUAUAAGCGAGGCGACAACAUCUUUAUUGGCGCCGACGGUGUGGUCAAAACCUCGCCCAAGGACAGCUACAGUGGCCGGCCACCUAACACCGCGGCGCUCUUCGAGACGGUCCGCUGGGGUGAAACGCCGUUGGGUCCGCGCGAAUCGUGGACGGCCCAACAGCGCGCGUUCGUACAGUUCCUCGUUCACAGCACCCCGCUCCCUGCAGCAUGUUAUUGGGGCACGGGAGACGACUGCACCAUGCUCUACAACAAGGCUUUCGCGCAGGAAUGUCCCGACCACCCACGCCGGUUUGCGGCCCACGGCCCAGACAUGGUCCAGGAAGAACUGCGAGAACCUCUAGGCAACCUCUUUGACGCGGUUCUGGCGGGAAGCAUUGUUGUCAAGGAUGACGAGCUGUCGGUCCGCCGGGACAUGGACGGCCACUUGCGCGAGGUGUACCGUCGGCUGUUCUGGGCUCCGGUCGAGGACGAUGACGGUACGGUGAUGGGCACCUGGCAUGUGACGCGCGACACCACACCCACUGUGGUGGGUAACAGGCGUGUGGGCAUGCUUCGUGACCUGGGUGAUUGCCUCUCGACUGUGCGGACAGAACACGCAUUCCAGAGUGGUGUACUGGAGACACUCCAUGUGCACCCCAAGGACGUUCCAUUUGCGCUGCUUUACUACGUGGAGGAGUCUGUUCCGACCUUGAGAGAUCCAACGCGUUACCCCAAGUCUGCGCGUCUGCGCCUGGCAGGUGGGAUCGGCGUCCCGGACGAACACGACUCGGCUCCCGAAGUCGUCAGUGUCUCGCUCGUCGAUGACGAGACCCCUGUCCCUGGCGCACUCGUCGCGGAAGAUCCCACCGGCUCCCCAGCGAACAGUUACGCCAGCACGUUUGACUCUGUGGCGUCUGCGGACCCAGGUUGGGGCUUUGCAAACGCCCUGCUGAGCCGUAACACGGCUACUGUCGACUGCGCAGAGCUCAUAGACGGCUAUCCAUUCAGAGUGUGGGACUGUCUGCCUUCCCAGGCGUUCGUCAUUCCCAUCUCGUUGGCCAGUGACGAAGGGCUCCCCCCGGCUGUGCUGGUGAUGGGAGUUAGUCCUCGGAUCAAGCUGGACCCCACGUACAACCUGUUUGCCGAAGAUCUUCGCUUCGUAAUGGCUUCCCACCUCUCAGCCAUCCGGAGCUAUGCGGCAGCCGAACGCCGGCUUGUUGAUCUGGCAAAACUGGACCGCACAAAGAGUUCCAUGUUCUCCAGCGUCAGCCACGAGCUUUUAGCGCCGCUCGCGCUCAUCUCCGGUCCUGUCGAUGACGUCCUCGCCGACACGCCGCCAGAAGACAAGCAGAAACACGAGCUGCUCACGAUGGCCCAGCGCCAUAUCGGCCGACUGUCGCGCCUCGUCUCCAUGCUCAUGAACAUCAGCGCCCUGGACGCGGGUAGGCUCCAGAGCAGUUUUGUCCGCGUCAACCUUGGCAUGCUCACGCGUAACGUGGCGGGCCUCUUCCGCAAGAUUGCCGCCAACAGUAAACUGCAAUACACGGUCCUUUGCGACGAAAAGCCUAGGAGCGUCUAUGUCGACCGCGAGGGCUGGGAGAAGAUCCUGUGCUGCCUGAUUGAGAACGCGCUCAAGUUCACCACGGAAGGUUUCAUCCGCGUCUGCCUCGAGUACACCCACAAGGCAGCAAUCCUCACGGUGACCUGCAGUGCUGUCGGUAUCCCUGGUACCCACGUCGAAGACACGACAGUCGGCCUCUUCCCGCCCGAAGGGUACCAAGGGCGGCGUAGAGGAUCUGCCAACGGCGCCGGCGAGAGUGCCAUCAGCCUCAUUUUGGCCGAGAAGCUCGUCCACCUCCACCACGGCGAGCUGGAGAUGGAAGGCCGUACGCUACACGAAACGCUCGACAGCGGCACAAUCUUCCGUGUACGCCUCCCGCUCGGGAGCUCGCACCUCUCGCCCGACGUCAUUGGAUCCUCGGACGAACCUUUGGUGGCCCCCUCUGCUGGCGGAGGGCAGUUUGGCCGCCAGGUCAUGGAAGAGGUCGCGACAUGGUAUUCCGACUAUGGCGCUGCCCACGAAGACGGUGACACCAACAGCUCGUACACGAGUCCGCCAAGUGCCAGCGGCAGCGGAGAGUCCAAACAAAGUGGCAGCAGCGGCGUCCGCAGCAUCGACUCGCAGGGCCUUCACUUUGUCAAGGACGACGUCAUCAUGGUCGUCGAGGACCUUGCGGACGCUCAGCGAUACAUGAAGACGAUCUUUGAGCCAUACUGCACCGUUGUGGUAGCCAAGAGCGCCAAGGAGGCGCUCGCGAUAUCGGAGAAGCAGGCGCUGUCGCUCAUCAUCUCGGACGUCAUGCUCCCCGGAAUGAACGGCGUGGCCCUCCUUGAUGCACUCCGAACGGGCACCAAAGCCCAGCAGUUGGUCCCCGUCAUCCUCCUUACUGCGAUCGACGACAGGCGGACGACAGACAUGUUGCGCGCAGACGACUACCUGGCCAAACCGUUCAACGCGCGUGAACUGGUGGUUCGAGCCAACAUGCAGCUGCAAAUGGGCAAGAAACGCCUGGCGCUUGAAAACGCGUUUGAGAAACGCACACAAGAGCUCCGCAUGCUGUCAGAGCACUCGCCCGCGGGUAUGUUCCGUGCCGAUGAAGGUGGCCGGCAGUUGUACGCCAACCAAGCUUGGUACGAUUUGUGCGGCGUACCAAGAGGUGACCACUGGGGGGACUACAUCCACCCAGACACGCAGGAAAAAUGCGGCAAUGAGUGGAUGGACUUUCUCGCAUCGGACGACCGCGUGAGGAACAUUGAGACCAAGUGGCUGAACGGCCAAUGGACGUGUACGUGCUUGGCCAAGCUGGACCCUGCUGGUGGACAGGCAGGCGGUAUGAUCGGCAGCUGCAUCGACAUUACCGAAAGCAAGCUCAACGACGAGCUGCAGGCCCAGCGUAUCCAGGAAGCGGAGAAACGCCGUGCCGAGGCGGAGGAGGCUCGCCAGCAGCAAGAGCUCCUCAUCGACAUUACCAGCCACGAGAUUCGCAACCCGAUCUCCAGUCUCAUGCAGUGCAGCAGCAUGGUGCGCAACAACCUGCUGCUCCUGCACGAGCAAAUCAAGCAGUGUCUCGAAACCCCAGAAGGCACCAUCAAGCCCACCCACCAGCUGCUUUACUCAAUGGAAGAGGACCUCGAUGCGCUCGACAGCAUCUACCAAUGCGGCCUGGCGCAGGAACGCAUCAGUAACGACGUUCUGUGUCUGGGCAAAAUGCAGCUGGACCGGUUGGAGAUGUUCGAUGUCGACACCGAUAUCCGUAAACUCGGGCAAAAGGUGCUCUCAAUCUUCCAGAGCGAGGCGAGGAUGAACCACAUCAGCCUGGCGCUCACCCUCUCGCCCGCGAUAGAGGACCUGGGAAUGGAGACGGUCAUGACUGACCCUGUACGCUUGACACAAAUCGUAACCAACCUCCUCUCCAACGCGAUCCGCUUCACUGCCAACAGCAAGGAACGCCGUGUUGAGCUGCGCAUCGAUGCGGGCGUCGAUGCUCCAGAUGAGGACUGCUGCGUAAAGCCGCCGUCCUCGGGACCUCACGUCGGCCCCGACCCGUUUGUGUACCUCUUCGUUUCUGUCCGUGACACUGGGCCCGGCCUCACCCCUGCCGAGCUGGAAACGCUCUUUGAGCGCUUCACCCAGGCGUCUCCCAUGACGCAUACGGUGUUUGGCGGGUCUGGUCUCGGCCUCUUUGUCUGUCGCAAGCUCGCAGAACGCAUGGGCGGCCGGAUCGAUGUGUCGAGCGCGUAUGGCAAAGGAUCAGAAUUCCGGUUCUUCGUGCGCACCAGGGCCAAGGUGUCGCCAUCUCAGCAGCCCGUUGAACACGCGACUGCAAAAGAGUCCAAGUCUGGGACGACGCUCAGCAACAACGAUCCAUGGCCUGUCUCGGUACCCCAGACCACCGUCGGUGGUACGGUCCGAAAGGCCUUGCCCCGGCUGUCCUUCAGCGGGGAACGCACGCUACCCAAACUACCCAACGUGCUCGUGGUCGAGGACAACCUCAUCAACCGCAAGGUCCUGCUGCGCCAGCUGACGCACGUGGGCAUCAAAUCCGACUCGGCGAGCGACGGCCUGGAGGCGUGUACCAAGAUCCAACAGGUCAUGGACACGGCCUCUGCGACUGAGGGCUACGACUGCGUGCUCAUGGACCUCGAGAUGCCUGUCAUGGACGGAUACACUGCGGCGCGCAAAAUCCGCGCAGAGGAGGCGGCCGGCCGGCUCCGGCGGAGCAUCAUCAUUGCGCUUACUGGUAACGCGCGUAAAGCCCGGAUCAGCGAGGGCAUGCUGGACUUUGACGCAGCGGUCAUCAAGCCGUACCGCCUCGACGACCUGUUGCGGCUGAUGGAGAAGCUCAUUCAGCGCACGAAGGCGAAUGGCUCAGUGGUGGCGGGCACUGCCACGGACACGGACGCCGCCGAUGACGUUGGCGGAGACGCCGUCUCCACUGUUGUUUAA
Molecule: messenger RNA, 5253 nt
Organism: Apiotrichum porosum
Lineage: Eukaryota; Fungi; Basidiomycota; Tremellomycetes; Trichosporonales; Trichosporonaceae
Exons: 12
Coding region: 1-5253 (1750 amino acids)
Biological process (GO): phosphorylation; phosphorelay signal transduction system
Molecular function (GO): phosphorelay sensor kinase activity
Source: RefSeq, a predicted model, not a curated record